AUGCCCCAAAACUCCUGCAGUGGAAGCGUGAGAGACUUCGCAAAGAGACCGGAGAUAUGGCGUUGUACACUGAAUUCGAUAGCCCAAAUCGCCCGCUGGCGGCUACAAUCCAAAUUGCCUUGCAGAGGCCGUUCAGGCUGCUCACGCUCAGCCGAUCGUCCAGGUCCUUGCAGUGUACAUGGCAUACCUGUAUGGACUGAUGUAUCUCAUGCUGUCUACAUUCCCUCUACUCUGGAACGACCGGUAUGGCAUGAGUACGAGUAUCGGAACGGAAGCCUCAACUUCUUGUCCAUGGGUAUUGGGUUCUUUCUCGGAACGCAGAUCACGGCUCCGACUAACGAUAUGCUCUAUCGCCGUCUUAAAAGAAAGAACUACGGCAUCGAUAGACCAGAAUUCCGCUGUCCGCUAAUGGUUCCAGCAAGCCUUAUGGUUCCUGUUGGUCUGUUAUGGUACGGAUGGAGUGCUCAGGCUCAGGUACACUGGAUCAUGCCCAACAUUGGAGCUGCGAUCUUUUGUGCAGGCAUGAUCAUCAGUUUCCAAUGUAUUCAAACAUACCUUGUCGACUCUUAUACACGGUAUGCCGCUAGUGCCAUUGCUGCAGCGACAGUCCUAAGAUGCCUGGCCGGCUGUGGCUUUCCGUUAUUUGCUCCAGCAAUGUACCAGGCUCUCGAUUUCGGUUGGGGCAACAGUCUCCUUGGGUUCAAGGCGCUGAUACUGGGCAUUCGGGCACCGUUCAUGCUGUGGUUUUAUGGGGAGAAACUGAGAGCCAGAAUUAAAUAUGCUGCAGGAUAG
This is a messenger RNA of Plenodomus lingam JN3, 792 nucleotides long. RefSeq lists its product as uncharacterized. Gene Ontology annotation, molecular function: transmembrane transporter activity. Lineage: Eukaryota; Fungi; Ascomycota; Dothideomycetes; Pleosporales; Leptosphaeriaceae. Gene Ontology annotation, biological process: transmembrane transport. The record is from RefSeq and is a predicted model, not a curated record.